GCCCCUAAUCCCCAGCAGGGUCGCGGGAUACUCCGGCAACAGUGAACUCAAUAAGUCACUCCACGAUUGCAACAUUUCCUGGAGACAGUGAAGGCAACGUCGGGACCAUUCAGGAGGGCAACCGCUCAGUUUUCCAGUUCGCCGCCGAAGAGGGCCGACUGGACCGCGACGACACGCCGGCGCCUUUGUCGGUGUUAUAAGUUGAAUACCGGAUCCCGUUUUCUCCGCUUUUCACUCCGCAAAGGCCAACAGCGCGCAGUCGUCAUGGCAGAGGCCCACCAGGCAGUGGCCUUCCAGUUCACCGUCACCCCGGAGGGCAUCGACCUGCAGCUGUCUCACCAGGCCCUCACCGAGAUCUACCGCUCGGGCCUCCGUUCCUGGAAGAAGCGCAUCAUUAGACUCAAGAACAGCGUGAUCACGGGUGUGUAUCCCGCCAGCCCUUCUUCGUGGCUCUUUGUGGUCAUAGCCAUCCUGGCCACCAUGUACACGCGCUCCGACCCCUCCAUGGGGCUCAUCGCCAAGAUACAAGAGCAUCUGCCUGUCAGCCAGUCCAUGAGCACCCAAUGCCAGACGGUGGUGUCGGCGGUGCUCUUCAGCACUUUACUGUGGCUCCUGCUCAUCUUCACCAUGCGACUGUGCCUCAAGCAGCUCCUCUCCUACCACCGCUGGAUCUUCGAGCAGCACGGCAAGAUGUCCACCACCACCAAAAUCUGGGUGGCGCUGGUGCGCAUCUUCUCUGGCAGAAAGCCUCUCCUCUACAGUUACCAGGGCUCCUUGCCAAACCUGCCCGUGCCGCCCAUCAAGGACACACUCAAGAGGUAUUUGGAGUCAGUGCGUCCGCUGAUGGACGACACCAAGUAUGAACGAAUGGCCAAGCUGGCGGGCGAGUUCGAGAGCCGCCUCGGAAAUCGCCUGCAGUGGUACCUCAAACUCAAAUCUCUCUGGGCCGCCAACUACGUCAGCGACUGGUGGGAGGAAUACGUCUACUUGCGAGGAAGAAGCCCCAUUAUGGUCAACAGUAACUAUUACGGCAUGGACUUCCUGUAUGUAACCCCCACUCCUAUCCAGGCAGCCAGAGCCGGCAACACCAUCCACGCAAUGUUCCUGUACCGCCGCAAACUCAACAGAGAGGAGCUGAAACCUAGUCGCAUACCCGGUACUGUCAUUCCUCUGUGUGCGGCUCAAUGUGAGAGGAUGUUCAACACCACACGCACUCCCGGAGAGGAGACGGACACGGUGCAGCACUGGCAGGACAGCGACUAUGUCGCCGUGUACCACAGAGGACGCUACUUUCGUCUCAGAGUGUACCAGGCGGGGAGACUCCUGUCCCCGAGGGAGAUCGAAUUCCAGAUUCAGCGGAUCCUUGAUGACCCUUCCGCACCCUGCGCGGGAGAAGCGAAACUUGGUGCUCUGACAGCCGGUGACAGAAUUCCUUGGGCCCAAGCCCGGAGCAAGUACUUCAGCAGCGGUAUCAACAAGCGCUCACUGGAUUGCAUCGAGAAAGCCGCAUUCUUCGUGACCCUUGACGAUGACGAGCAGGGCAUGAUGGGGGAUGACCCAUCGGGGAGUCUGGACCGCUACGCUAAGUGCUUGCUGCACGGGAAAUGUUACGACAGAUGGUUCGAUAAGUCUUUCUCGGUGGUCUUCUUCAAGAAUGGUAAGAACGGUAUCAACGCGGAGCACUCUUGGGCUGACGCGCCGGUGGUCGCGCACCUCUGGGAGUACGUCGUGGCCACGGACUCUUUCCAGCUGGGAUACAAUGGCGAGGGUCACUGCAAAGGUGAUGUGGAUCCUUCGCUACCACAGCCUCUGAAGCUCACUUGGGAAAUACCUCCAGAGUGCGAGAAGCAGAUCUGUCAGUCCCUGGCAGUGGCCCAAGCCCUGGCUGACGACAUCGACUUUCACGUUAUAUCCUUCCGAGACUUUGGCAAGGGAAAGAUCAAGAAGUGUCGAGUCAGUCCGGACGCCUUCAUCCAGGUGGCGCUUCAGGUGGCCUACUUCAGGAAUCGGAAAACGUUUUGCCUGACCUAUGAGGCCUCCAUGACCCGCCUGUUCAGGGAAGGCAGAACUGAGACCGUUCGCUCCUGCACCAACGAGAGCAGUGCCUUUGUCAAAGCGUUCGUGGGGGGAGAGUCAGCUGACGUAUGCAGGCGUCUGUUCCGCACGGCAUUCGAAAAGCACCAGAACCUUUACCGCAUGGCAAUGACCGGCGCCGGCAUCGACAGGCACCUCUUUUGCCUCUACGUUGUGUCCCAGUACCUUGGAGUGGAGUCGCCUUUCUUGAAAGAGGUGCUGUCAGAACCCUGGAGGCUGUCCACCAGUCAGACAUCUGUCCAGCAGGUGGAGCUGUUUGACCUCGUGAACCACCCUGAGUAUAUUUCCUGCGGGGGAGGCUUUGGUCCGGUGGCUGACGACGGUUACGGAGUGUCUUACUACAUUUUGGGAGAAGGCCUGAUCAACUUCCACAUCUCUUGCAAGCACUCUUGUCCCGACACUGACGCCCAUAAGUUCGGUGCUCAGAUCACAAAAGCCUUGCACGACCUGCUGGAGCUGAUGAGCCCCGGCCAGAGGGAGCCCGGCAAAACCGAAGACAGCCGGCCCGAGGUCAAGAAGAACCUGUAGACGCUUCCUCGGGAUAGAGACGGCGGAUGCUUGAAAGGGAAGAUGUUUUACUGUACGGACGGGGGAAGCAUGGACAUGUUCUCAUGUUGAGGAGACAAAAAAACAAAAACAAGUCAGUAAUCACAGCAGCUUGAUCAAAAGGCAGCUCAGUUGAAGGAAACAAGUACAAGUGAGCUGAUGUUUUUACUACAUCCAUUUACAUUUUGCUGGGGACGGCCACAGGUUAUUCAUUUUCAAUAAUAAUUAAUAUUCCGUUUUUUCGCCUGUUUUUUAAGUGAGCAUUUACUUCAGAAGUUGCUUUUUUUUUUUGUAAAGGGGCAAGUUUAUGUAAGGAUACCAUUGAAUGCGCCGAGUAAUUCCGUGUAUGUUUGCCUGAGUAUUGCGCGGCGACACGUGUGCGCACACACAAACGGGAACGUAAAACAUUCCUUCGCUUGGAACAUUUUUGCCUUGCACUGCAGUAAAAUGUCGUGGUGGUUCUUUUUUUUUUUCGUUUUUGCCAAAGCUUUUUGUUUUUCAAAUGCGUGCAGGUUAUCCAGCAGGCGUUUUUAAGCACAUUCACUCCUUUUUAUGUAUAAAUGUGUCUGUAUACAUUUCUGCAUUUCUAUAAAAGCACCAUAACAAUGCAAUGUAACGUGUGGGUUAAAUGUGGAUUUAGUACUGAAGUUGUGGACUAGACUAACAAGAAGGUUUCCAGGGAAAUGUGGAAGGGAUGCUCCUUGGUUCUGUGUUGAUUUUGUGUUCGGUUUUCACCACAUAUUGUUUUUUGUCUGAAUUUUUUUUUUUUGAAUAUUAAAAGUUAACAUGAAGACAUUAUAUAGGAAAAGUGCUCGUG
Molecule: messenger RNA, 3457 nt
Organism: Syngnathoides biaculeatus (alligator pipefish)
Lineage: Eukaryota; Metazoa; Chordata; Actinopteri; Syngnathiformes; Syngnathidae
Product: carnitine O-palmitoyltransferase 1, liver isoform-like
Exons: 19
Coding region: 265-2622 (785 amino acids)
Biological process (GO): carnitine metabolic process; fatty acid metabolic process
Cellular component (GO): mitochondrion
Molecular function (GO): carnitine O-palmitoyltransferase activity
Source: RefSeq, a predicted model, not a curated record